This is a messenger RNA of Mauremys mutica (yellowpond turtle), 2284 nucleotides long. RefSeq names its product F-box and WD repeat domain containing 11 (gene FBXW11). Bases 338 to 1933 code for a protein of 531 amino acids. Lineage: Eukaryota; Metazoa; Chordata; Testudines; Geoemydidae. The record is from RefSeq and is a predicted model, not a curated record. Gene Ontology annotation, molecular function: protein dimerization activity. The transcript is spliced from 15 exons.
GGCUACAGCGUGCGUCUGUCCGUCCGUCUGUCCGGCGGGCGGGGGGAGGGAGCAGCUGGCGGCGCGGCGCGGCGGCGGCCCGAGAUUGGAGCCCGUGAGGUUUCGGUUCCGCGCUGCGGGAGGGAGGCAGGCGCGGGGGGGACGAGGAGCCGCCAGCCGCUAUGGAGCCCGACUCCGUGAUCGAGGACAAGACUAUCGAGUUGAUGACAAGUCUGAGAAGGAAACCUCAUUCGAAUCCCCAUUCAUUCUGGAUUGGUGGAUCUGGAGCUCAGAAACAAAGUUUCAGUGUUCUGUGCCAAGGUCUUUGUGGCUAGGCUGCUCCAACCUGGUAGAGAGCAUGUGCGCACUGAGAUGCCUGCAGAGCAUGCCCAGUGUCAGAUGUCUCCAGAACACAUCAGUAAUGGAGGAUCAGAAUGAAGAUGAAUCUCCAAAGAAAAAUACCCUAUGGCAGAUAAGUAAUGGAACUUCAUCCGUGAUAGUCUCAAGGAAGCGACCAUCGGAAGGAAACUACGAAAAGGAAAAAGACUUGUGUAUUAAAUAUUUUGACCAGUGGUCUGAAUCAGAUCAGGUUGAAUUUGUGGAACACCUUAUUUCACGAAUGUGUCACUAUCAGCAUGGACAUAUUAACUCUUAUUUGAAGCCCAUGUUACAACGGGACUUCAUCACUGCUUUACCAGAGCAAGGCUUAGAUCACAUAGCAGAAAAUAUCCUUUCCUAUCUUGAUGCCAGAUCACUCUGUGCAGCAGAGCUGGUGUGUAAGGAAUGGCAGAGAGUCAUCUCUGAGGGAAUGCUAUGGAAGAAAUUGAUUGAGAGAAUGGUGCGCACUGAUCCAUUGUGGAAAGGGCUCUCUGAAAGAAGAGGUUGGGAUCAGUACUUGUUUAAAAACAGACCCACAGAUGGCCCCCCAAAUUCAUUUUACAGGUCAUUAUACCCAAAGAUAAUACAGGAUAUAGAGACUAUAGAAUCUAACUGGCGAUGUGGACGACACAACUUGCAAAGAAUUCAGUGCCGCUCUGAAAAUAGCAAAGGUGUCUACUGUUUACAGUAUGAUGAUGAAAAGAUCAUCAGUGGCCUACGGGAUAACUCCAUCAAGAUUUGGGAUAAAACAAGCUUGGAAUGUUUGAAAAUAUUAACAGGGCACACUGGCUCUGUUCUCUGCCUGCAGUAUGACGAGAGAGUCAUUGUAACUGGAUCUUCGGACUCUACAGUGAGAGUUUGGGAUGUAAACACAGGCGAAGUUCUGAACACACUGAUUCAUCACAACGAGGCAGUGCUUCAUCUGCGUUUCUGUAAUGGCUUAAUGGUGACAUGUUCAAAGGACAGGUCCAUUGCUGUUUGGGAUAUGGCAUCACCUACUGAUAUCACCUUGCGCCGUGUGUUGGUUGGCCAUCGUGCUGCUGUUAAUGUUGUAGACUUUGAUGACAAGUAUAUUGUCUCUGCAUCAGGUGACAGGACCAUUAAAGUCUGGAGUACAAGCACAUGUGAGUUUGUUCGUACUCUAAAUGGGCACAAGCGUGGCAUUGCAUGCCUUCAGUACAGGGAUCGACUAGUUGUGAGUGGAUCAUCAGACAACACCAUUAGGUUAUGGGAUAUUGAAUGUGGGGCCUGUUUAAGAGUACUAGAAGGCCAUGAAGAACUGGUUCGAUGCAUCAGAUUUGAUAACAAGAGAAUUGUUAGUGGAGCCUAUGACGGCAAAAUUAAAGUUUGGGACUUGCAAGCUGCUCUUGACCCUCGUGCCCCAGCCAGCACACUAUGCUUGCGUACAUUGGUGGAACAUUCAGGACGUGUGUUUAGACUCCAGUUUGAUGAAUUUCAGAUCAUUAGUAGUUCCCACGAUGACACAAUUCUGAUUUGGGAUUUCUUAAAUGUGCCACCCAGUGCCCAGAAUGAGACACGCUCUCCAUCCCGAACAUACACUUACAUCUCCAGAUAACAGUCUGCACUUUACUAGCCUCAUAAGGGUUCCACAAUCUUGAACUACUGGAUAUCUGGCUACUACAUGCCUGAAGAUGUUGAUUCACAGCUAAAGUCAGAAUUGGUGAUAGAUGCUGUGUAGAUGCAAAGCAGCGCAAUUCUGUAUUUCUCUUAAUCUUUCCUGCUCCCCUUCAGUCCCCAGAGGUCUCCUCUAAGGAAUUUACUACAAAUUCACUGACUUCAAGUAGAUGAAAAUCAGAAGCCUGCUCUUCACCGCAGUGAAAAAUCCAAAGCUUCAUAUGUACAUUGUCCAUAUAAACUGAACUAUGAUGGCUUGUUUUCCAGAAAUAAAUCAGAAGUCAAGAAAGGA